Neurospora tetrasperma FGSC 2508 is the source of this 1389-nucleotide messenger RNA. RefSeq lists its product as uncharacterized. The transcript is spliced from 3 exons. Gene Ontology annotation, cellular component: nucleolus. The record is from RefSeq and is a predicted model, not a curated record. Lineage: Eukaryota; Fungi; Ascomycota; Sordariomycetes; Sordariales; Sordariaceae. Gene Ontology annotation, biological process: negative regulation of protein kinase activity. Gene Ontology annotation, molecular function: double-stranded RNA binding; protein kinase inhibitor activity; protein kinase binding. Bases 1 to 1389 code for a protein of 462 amino acids.
AUGAAUGCGCACCUCUCCGCUUUCGGUAAGACGUGCCAGAGUCCCUCGCGCCCCAUUUCUGGCUCGAUUGGAUGCGCGGGGUUCUCCGUCUUUCUGACGCUUCAGCCAAUCAGAAUUGUUAACACUCAACCAGAGGUUAGGUUCUUUCCCAAUUGGAUUCGCAUGUCACCGCAACUUUGCGUCUUUGACAGAGCCGGCGCCAACAGCAGCGAACCGGACUCGUUCCUGGCGGCUUCUUCCCGUGUUACUGCACCACGCGCACAGACCACCAAUAUCAGCCCUGUAGCCUUGUCCAACGGGUCCAGCUCCCCCAUCAGCUGCAGCUCAGUUCAGCGUCGCAUUCAAACCCCAUCGCUGCGAUCGACCCGUCCGUUGUCGCGACUUCAUUCUCCGGCCCAGAUUCAACCUCCAACUUCACAUCUCCACCUAGCAAACUUUAGGGAGCCCACCGUCAUCACCAAAUCACCGCUUAAUCGCACCACAAAAGAGAACAACAAACUCAAAGGCGUGCGCGCGCCUCGCUCCUCAGAACGUCACGAACCAGAACAACCCGCCGCGUCUCAACCCAGGAAACACCCGACAGCCACCAUCAUCACAACCGCAGCCGCAACCGCCACCGCACACCAUUGUCGACAGAAAACACAAAACAAAGUCGCAAAAAUGUCAGCCGACGACCCCUCUUCGAUCCCAACCUCCACCUCUCGCCUCUCCUCCCGCCCCACCAAGCGUCUCCGCGCCUCCUCUCCCACCUCCCUUCAGGCCUCCCACCUGCAACAACUCUUCGCCAAACCCGACCGAGAAAUCAUCAUCCCACCGCUCCCCUCCUCCGCCACUUCCGGCUCCUCUCGAUUACCUCCCCCUCCGGAAAUCGUCACCAACGUUCAGGGUUCCUCCGCCGGUGCGGGAUCGGGCGAGUUUCAUGUAUAUAAAGCUGCCCGGAGGAGGGAAUAUGAACGGCUGAGGAUCAUGGAUGAGGAGGUUGCGAAGGAGAAGGAGAGGGAGGAGUUUGAAGCCAAGAAAAGGGAGAGGGAGAGGGCGGAUGAGGAGAAGACAAGGAGGAAUCGGGAGAAGAGGGAGAAAAAGAAGAAUAAAGGGAAGGGAGGGAAAGGUGGAGGUGGAGGUGGAAGUGGAAGUGGAAAUGGUAGUGCAAGUCAAGGAGGGAGUGUGACGACAGCAAAUGGGGCCGAGAAGAAAGAGACUGCAAAGACUGGGGACGAGGGAGGCGCAAAGGAGAGUGCAGCCGGAGCUGGAGUCACUAGCAACGACACCGCUGGGGAGAGUACCGCAAAGGAAGCGGACAAGUCCACUUCGACCACGGCUGCGUCUGCUCCCGGGGCAGUAGUACCUGGAAAUGCGGAGUCUGGGCUACUUAUCGUUGAAGACGACUGA